AUGGGCGGCCGGUGGAUGCCCUCAGGCCGGCCCCCUUCUCCUCCUCCGAGGGUCUGCGGGGUCCUCACGGCUCCCCCCACCUCACCUGCCUGCUCUGUCCCUCUGCCCCCGACGGCUGCCCAGAGCGGCAGCAGGGCUCACCCCAGAACUGGCCCCGACAGUAGCUGCUCAGCCCAGGGCUCAGUGGGGCAGUCCGGUGGUCAGGACACAGAGCCGGCCUGGUCAGGCUCUUCAGGUAGCCUCCUGCAAGGGCCUGUGGGUUUCAAGGGGGAGUGUGUGUGCACUGUAUGGCGAGUGUGGCCUCAGGGUCCCACCUGGCUCCCUGCCCCGCAGCCCCCUCACACUCUUCCUGCUCCCAGCCCGUCUGUCUGGGCGCUCGUGCCCGGCCUGGCCCCCACACUGAGCCCGCGCCUGGAGCAUGGUCCUCGCUCUGCUCUCUUCUCCUCACAGAAGCUGAAGCAAGAGCACGAGGAUGUGGAAGUGGAUUCUGAGGACCCCCAGCUCACGCCCGGAAAUGAGGACGGGCCAGAGGCCGCCCUGCGGAGCGCUCUGAGGAUGAGGAAGGACCUUCUGCAGAGACUCUGGGAACAGCACCUCCUGGAAGAGGUCUCCCGGGCCCGCGCCUGGAGGGGGCUGGACGGAGGAGCCCGUGGGUCAGUGCUGCCCCCAGAGGUGCCCCCUGUGGGUGUCCACCCCGCUGUCUCCCCGGCCCCACCGCAGAUCACCCAACACCCAGCACCCCCACCUCCCACCACCAUCAUCCAGCAGCUGCCUCAGCAGCCACUCAUCGCACAGAUCCCCCCUCCCCAGGCCUUCCCCACUCAGCAGUCUGGAAGUGUCAAGGAAGACAUGGUGGAGAUGAUGCUGAUGCAGAGCGCACAGAUGCACCAGAUCCUCAUGCAGAACCUGAUGCUCAGAGCCCUGCCCCCAUCAGCACUCGCGCCCGCCCCCCUGCGCCUCCCCCCACAGGAACCACGUGGAGGGGAGGGGAGCCCAGGAGCAGCCGGGGGCCCACUGAAACGCCCUGGUGUGUGUCAUGCUGAGGACCCGCAGUGGGCUCGCCCCGCCGUCCUGCGAGCCAAGAGGCAGAAGCCGCCCUCUGUGUGCCACCAUCACCACUACGCGCCCCCAGCCCCGCUGCAGGCCAGCCCCACUCCUGGCUCCCCAGCGGGUUACUCCACGUGGCCCCCGGUGGUCUCCGCCACUGCCCUCCCUCCUGCUGCCAGCUUCCUGCCCACCGUGUGGCACGUGGCCCGUCCCUCAGUGGCUGCCCUUGGCACGGCUGUGUCCGACGGCGUCCUGCCCACACAGGCUCCAGGCCUGUGACCCCACCGCGGGCUCGGGCGCCCCUGGGCUGACCUCGGCCCCGUGCAGCUGCCCAGCGAGGAGAGGGCCAGGGCCUGCGUGCCUGAGUGCAGCUCGUCUCGACAGACGACAGACGCCGCUGUCUUCUUAAAUAUGCAGUUAAACGUCUGAGCCGAUUUCCUGAUUUUCAUGUUGAUGUUUUCUUUCUUUCUUUCUCCCCCAGCACUGCGGCCUGCGGGGGGCGGGGAAUGGGCACCAGGGAAUUCCCAUUCAGUCUGACGUUUUCUAACAUGGCUUUUCCCUUUGGUUUUAUUUCUCAACGUAAUUAUUAAUUCAAUAGAGGGAAGAGAUUGGACAGAAGUUCACCAUGUUUGGAUGGUCUGGUAAAUUGGAAAAACUCAGUUUUGUUUACCUCCCAAGUCAGGAAAGCCCCGCCUUCCCUCCUAUGUCUUUCUCACCUGUGAGUGUCCUUUACUUUCACACAGAACAUUUCACUUCCGUCACCAAAUGUGUGGGGUUUCCCCACAUCAAGCAGUCCUCUGUGACCCCCGCAUGGGUGUCCUACAGUCCAGUUCUGACACCACCCACCGGGAGAUGGUGUCGGAUCCCACGGGUUAAGGGCUCAGUCACAAAUCCAGGCUGCCACCUGUGUCCCCGUGGAGUGGGGUGUGUCACCCUCCUGGUAUGCGGCUGUGUCUGCCGACCUGGCCCCCCCGAGCCUUAUGCUGUGGGGGCUGCACGCAGGCCUGAUCCACGGGCACCUCCAUCUCUAGUCCCCUCCCUACUCUGGAGAAUGGGCGUGGGGCGGCGCUGUAAGCUCCAAGGGUCUCAUCCUGGCUCGGUCUUCCCGGCGACCAGCCUCCACCCAGGAGCCGCCCAGAGUCACCUCAUUAGGACAAAAGGGGCUGCUGGUGCUCCUGUCACUUGGGAAUUUAUGAGGAGCGCCACGUCAGGAGCCAGGGGCAGGUACCAACAUACAUGUUUCCUACGACCGCACAGCUGGCCUUGCUGGGCCAACCGGGUUGAAGGAAACAUGUUCCUGAGUCCGGGAGAGUCCGGUGCCGGGAAAAGCCCGGCAAGGCCACCAUUGGGGGGCGCAGGAGGGGCGGUCACUGCUGCGGACGGCCCGGGCGGGAAAGCGCCCCGAGGCAUGCCAACCGGGGAAGCCGAAGAGGUCUGAGCAGGCCCUGGGCGUGGGGGAGGCGGGUUCCGGGGCCCGGGUGCCGGGAGUACGGUGGUGGCAUGGCGCGAUACCGCAGCAUGAGACGACAUGGCCAUCUGGUUUUGUCCUGGUUCCUGGCACAGAGCUCGUAAAACCUUUGGAUUCCUGCGACUGUGCUAACGAGGUGACUCGGGCGCUGGACAGCUUCAGGUGGGGCUCGUCGCCGGAGAAGCCAGCCCUGAUGAGAGGCUGGAACUCAGGCCCCGCCCCCAGCCUCAGGGAGGGGAGGGGCUGGAGGCUGAGCCAAUCAGCAGAGGCCAGCGAUUUAAUCAAGCCCCGCCACCCUAGCAGAGCCUCCACAAAACCCCUAGAAGAUGGGGCUGGUGAACACAUCUGGGGGGUGCACCCCAGCUCCACGGGGACAUAAGCCCCCAGAUGUCACCCUAUGGACGCCUCCAUCUGGCUGUCCAUCUGUGUCCCUUGUAAGAAACCCGUGUCUCCCUGAGUUCUGUGGGCCAUUCUAGCAAAUUACUGAACCAGAGGCGGGGGCUGUGGGAAGCCCUGGCUUCUGGCGGCGCUGGACAGUGGGUCCCCUGGGCUAGAGUGGGGGGCAGUCUUGUGGGCCUGACCUCCGCCUGUGGGGGCUGCACUGGCUCCUGGCACUUAGUGGCAAGUGUUGGGAGAAAACUUCCUUUGACCAGCUAUGCCUGGCACCCUGGCGGGGCUGCUGCCGGGGGUCCCCUCAGCAAGAUGUCGAGGACACGAAGCGAGAGGCGCUGCACGUGCUCAGCGGCCUGCGGACCUGGCACAGCACCUCCAGGGCGUCACGGCCUUGGGAGCUGAAUCUAGAACACACUUAGGACAGUAAAGGGCUGGGGAUGCCAGCGACACCCAGAGCAGGAGCCCUGCUCUGGCAAUGCUGGGUUUGCAGGAAGCUCUGGGACGUGACAGCACGUGCCCGGGCGGGGUGGGCAGACGGCACGGCUGCUGACAGACCGUGGGGCGGCCUUCUCUCAGAUUCAGGUCGUAUUCUGUACUAAAAUUCAAGGCAUGUUUUCAACCAUAUAUAAAAACGCCCCAGAAUUAAUAAGAAAAAAGAAAAACCAGUAGAGAAUGGGCAAUAAGACCUGACCAGUCACCCUUCUGGUGGAGGGGAUGCCGAUGGAGACGGUCACUGGUGACAAGAGAAAUGCAGGAUGGCCACAGUGCACAUGUGGACACCAUCCAAGCAGAGGGUCAGGGCACACGCAGGUUGCUCGGUACCUGACACCAGGUAGCAGGACCUGGGGGCCACUACUACGGCUGCUGGUGGGGACAAACCAUCCAGCCCUGGGGAAACACUCAUAGGCAUCAGCUAUAAAGCUGGACCUCCCGCCUCCAGCUCCCAGCAAUUCUGCUCAGGCCCAUGCCCAGGAGAAAACCUGCCUGUGUUCCGGACAUGACCAGAGGUUCUGGAGGGUCAGCUCCAAUGGCAGGUGGUGACCUCCAAAUACUCGCUGAUAGGACCAGUGGGUCUCAGGACCCCUUCAGUCCCUUAAAAAGGCCUGGGGAGAGCUUUGUGGGGUUAGCUUUGGUCUUUGCCAUGUUAGACUUUAAACCGAGAACGAGCUUAACUGACGACAAAUAGGUCACGUGGCCAAUGAUUCAGGAACAUGACAGGGCUCGUGUUCCCGAGAGCCAGGGAAAGUCCAGGCUCAGGACACAAAUCCAGUGGGAAACACGUUUUCAUGUUUCUGAUCGAUUUAUGGGAGAAACCAAAUUCUUAGAAUCAUAGUACUUGGGGUUUCAGGGUCCCCGAGAGGCUGUGUUUUAUCGCCAUGACCAGUUCAGAGCUCCUUGGAGGGUCUGUGGCGCUGUGGUCAGUGCUUGGAGGCCCCGGGUUGGCUCGGCGCCCGCCCCUUCCAGAUCUGCUUCCACCCGUGAUGCCCGAAGCUUGUGCACAGCUCUGGAUAAAGCUCUGGGGUAAACUCCUGGGUUUAUUUUCAUAUUCACACGGCAGGAUAUACUGACAGGAGGGAGGCUUUCCUACAGGAGGAUGGGACAUGGCAGUCGGAGCUCUGCCAUGCCGGGGCCACGGCAAUGGACUCGAGCACAGUCUGUGAGCAACUGCCUGACCGCGACCGAUGGGUAUGGGUGGGUG
This is a messenger RNA of Lagenorhynchus albirostris (white-beaked dolphin), 4607 nucleotides long. RefSeq names its product chromosome 5 C21orf58 homolog (gene C5H21orf58). The record is from RefSeq and is a predicted model, not a curated record. The transcript has 8 exons. The coding region runs from base 1 to 1326 and encodes 441 amino acids. NCBI's taxonomy places the organism in Eukaryota, Metazoa, Chordata, Mammalia, Artiodactyla, Delphinidae.